Molecule: messenger RNA, 2736 nt
Organism: Paraphaeosphaeria sporulosa
Lineage: Eukaryota; Fungi; Ascomycota; Dothideomycetes; Pleosporales; Didymosphaeriaceae
Product: AAA-domain-containing protein
Exons: 2
Coding region: 94-2490 (798 amino acids)
Molecular function (GO): ATP binding; ATP hydrolysis activity
Source: RefSeq, a predicted model, not a curated record
CCGACGACAGCUCCUGCGGACUGCGGCGAGCAGCCUAGCUCUCUGCCCCACCACCGUGUUGUGUCGUUUUGCGCGCUGCUUCCAGGACAAGCAAUGCGCGCCAGUUCGACCCAAAAGGCCUACGACGAGGCCUUCCUCGCCUGCUCGACGGCCGUCUACUUCGAAUCGCAGAGCAACGAAGCCGAAGCGCUGCGCUCGUGGCGGACCGCACUCGACCAAAUCACCUACCACAAUGCUCACCGCGGGCCCUCGCUGGUCCGCCCGGCAUCGUCGACCGAGCAGGCCCUCGUAGAGUCGCUGCGCCAGCUCGAGCUGCAGUGCAAAGAGCGCGUGGACCUGCUCGAGACACUGAAGCGCAGCCGCCAAGAGAGCGCCGACACGCUCACCUCCCCUCCCACCGAUGCGAAGGCCCCUACGCCGCCUCCACACGGCGCAGGCACGCUGCCCGUGCAAGCGGAGCCCAAUGGCGCCUCCAGCUGGCUGGGCGGUGGCACCAUCCCGCCCGUUGACUACAACGACCUCUCGCGGCCGCCGCCCCUGCCCAAGCGCCCGUCGCUCGCCCCCCGAAAGAGCUCCGGUACUGCAUCCAUGCGGACACUGACCCAGGCCGCAAGCAAAUCUGCUUUGGCGGCCCCAGCGACGACUCGCCCCAGGGACUCGCGGACACCUUCCCCAGAGAAGAAGGGACGCAUGUUGAGGACAUUGCGGCCAGGGAGAGAGACCAAGUCGUCGUCAUCUUCGAAGCUUCCGAUGUCGAUGAGGUCCCAGCCUCCGGAUGCUGCCAAAGCAGCGACCCAGGCGUGGGGAUUCAACACAAACUCUGGCAAACUAGCAAAGACAUCCGGUACAUCACCAUACGUCUCUUCGAGCCGGCCCUCUCUAGAAACACCCAGCUCCUCGCUGGAAACAACGACUCCAUCUCUAUCAACUUACGGGAACGACGCAGCCCAACCGCAGCAGUCUCCGUAUUCUCAUUCUACAGAUACCUUGGUUUCUCCAGCUUAUAAUCCGGCCCCGGUGAACAAUCGAAAUGACCCAGAGCAAGCUUUGAAUUUACCACGUCUGCCUCGCAAAAGCGUACCUUCUUCCUCUGUCCCUAGACAUUCAUUCGAUACAGGUCGCUCUCAUAGCUUCCAGGCGAGUGCUCCGGUUCCAAUGAUGCCCUCGUAUCGCAAUGAGUACCCAGAGCCAACACUGAGUAACCGCGCCCUGGCUGCGUCCGCAGCCGCAAAGUUAUCUUGGCCUGACAACUCUACGAAAUCUGUCCCACCGAAUCCUCGACCAUCUCAGCAGCUAGGUCGCGACAAUAAUAUUGACAGUCGAGCUCGACGACCACGAAAAGAUCCCCCUGAACCCAUCGCGGUCGAGACUGAUGACAACGAAACGAAGACAAGACCACCACCACGGAGAAAAGGCAAAGCGAAAGCGAAUACGGCUCGGGCAGACCUUCCUCCGACACCAUCAUCUGAGGUUGGGGAUUCCGAUGAGCCAGAGCACGACUCGGAUGAAUGGAAAGAAAAGUGUCGCACCAUCAUGAAAUCUCUACCGCGCGGUGUAGAUGAGGCAGCUGCUAAGCAAAUCCUGAAUGAGAUCGUCAUUCAAGGAGAUGAGGUGCAUUGGAGCGAUGUUGCUGGGCUCGACAUAGCCAAGUCCGCCUUGAAGGAAACUGUCGUUUACCCUUUCUUACGCCCUGAUCUCUUCAUGGGCCUACGAGAGCCUGCUCGUGGCAUGCUCCUCUUCGGUCCUCCAGGUACCGGUAAGACAAUGCUUGCGCGAGCUGUCGCCACAGAGUCGCAUUCUACGUUCUUUGCCAUUUCUGCAAGCAGCUUGACGUCCAAAUUCCUGGGUGAGUCGGAGAAGCUUGUACGUGCCCUCUUUGCGCUCGCAAAGAUGCUUGCACCAUCCAUCAUUUUCAUCGAUGAAAUCGACUCACUCUUGUCCUCCCGGUCCGGCUCUGGCGAGCAUGAAGCCACGCGACGCAUCAAGACGGAGUUCCUUAUCCAGUGGUCUGAUCUCGCGAAAGCCGCCGCGGGGAAGGAGCAGACGGACAAGGAUAAAGAAAGAGGCGAUGCGACACGUGUGCUCGUCCUCGCAGCGACGAAUCUUCCUUGGGCCAUUGACGAGGCCGCACGGAGGCGUUUUGUGCGAAGACAAUAUAUCCCUUUGCCUGAAGGCCAUGUCCGGAAAAGCCAAGUCCAGACCCUCAUGAGCCAUCAAAAGCAUGAGCUCAGUGACGCGGAUCUGGACCGCUUGGUACAGCUUACAGAUGGCUUCUCAGGCUCCGACAUCACGGCGCUCGCCAAAGACGCGGCCAUGGGCCCACUGCGCUCACUCGGCGAGAAACUACUGCACAUGACCAUGGACGAGAUAAGGCCGAUAGGAUUCGAGGACUUUCAGGCGAGCUUGCAAACUAUCAGACCAAGUGUCAGCGGGCAGGGUUUGAAAGAGUACGAGGAUUGGGCAAGAGAGUUUGGGGAGAGGGGGGGGUAAAAUAGAGCGGAUCGGCUGUGGCUAUAUCUGGACACACUGGGAAUGGAGUUCUCUCGAAUCGUAAUGAACAUGUUAUGGGUGCACGACAUUCAGUUUCGUGUGCGCAAUUAAACGCACUCAUAAACCUGGAACUGCAAUAACAAGCCACAGCUCUUGAGCUGUCGACAUACAAUGAAGGAUAGGUCGGUUUUUAUCUCGAUUAUAUGCACUUUGUUAUCUAUCUAGCCAGUGGCCAACCUUCUGUUU